Exophiala viscosa is the source of this 864-nucleotide messenger RNA. RefSeq lists its product as uncharacterized. The transcript is spliced from 4 exons. Lineage: Eukaryota; Fungi; Ascomycota; Eurotiomycetes; Chaetothyriales; Herpotrichiellaceae. The coding region runs from base 228 to 761 and encodes 177 amino acids. The record is from RefSeq and is a predicted model, not a curated record.
GUUUUCUCGGGCUUUGUAAGAUCACAAACAUCCGCCAUUGACCUCCCAGAAUAAAGGACACUCGGAGUCGCUUGCUGUCGUUUAUCACAUCUCAAAUACAAAUACUCCAGCUUCUUUAGGCCGGGGAAACGAAAAACAAGAAUCUGUCGAGGUGACUGUUACUUGUCCUGUGCCGUAGCACACCAGACAAUAUCCACCACGACAUUCCCAGGAGACGAGUCUUCAAGAUGCCUAUGUAUCAGAUCCAACACACCAUCCCCCUAACCGCGUCCCAAAAACACGCCAUCGCCCGCUCCAUAACGUCCCUGCACUCAACGACAUUCGUAACACCCUCGCUCUUCGUGAACGUCGUCUUCCAGCACCUGAAAACCUCAGACGAUGGUCCAAACUACUUCCUCGCCGGCGAACCCACCUCAGCAUCUCAUGGUCCCAACCGUAUCCUAGCACUAGUCCGCUCAUCUCCAGGUCGGACAAAGGCCACCUUCGAUGAUCUCGCUGUCAAAAUCGAGAACGCCUGGUACGAUGCCAUUGGCGACAGCCACGACAAGCAAGCGAAGAAGAUGCACUUCAUCGCGUUUUAUCCCAUGAUUGCCGUCAGGGAGAAUGGUGUUGCUAUUCCCGAUGCUGGCAAUGAAGGCACAUGGCUGAAAGAGAAUAUGCCGUACUUCAAGUCCCAAGCAUAUGAACAUGACGACGAGGAGUUCAAGAAGAUGAUUGAGGAAGUAUACCACAGAGAUGAUCUCAAGGCACUACUCUCUUGAUCUUCAUCUUCCAAGACCAGCUCUUCAUAUAUCGACAAUGAUGAUUCAAUUCAUAGAGGUCUAUCUUGCUAUACCUUUUACUCGAUGACUUGAUACCGGUCGA